AUGCUACGGAUAAGUAUUGACUCUAUCAAGCAAUUCGGUUCCUUUGUGCCAGGUUAUAACAACACUAGUUACCAUGCUGCCGGGAGGGCCAUAAGAACAUCAAGCCUGUACAGUACAAUGAUCUCAGCCAACCCGAGAAGGUGCCUGCAUUCUUCGAAACUGCUAAAUAAAGAAGGUCAAGAAGAGGGCUAUAAUGAACAGCUCAUUUCAAAAAUGUCUUCACAGAAUGGAUCGAAUUCCAGACAGAAUGAAAGUGAAGGAAAGAAGGAAGGCAAGGCUUCCUCUGUGAAGUCGUUGUUGCAACAUACUCAUAGUCACAGCCACACACAUAUGCAUGACAAUCCUUUAUUGUCACUGAACGUACAGCAGAUCAAGAAGAAUCCUGGCGUAAGAAUAACAUGGAUAGGACUUGCAUCAAAUGUGGGGAUGGCAGUAGGAAAAUUUGUAGGAGGAAUCACUUUUCAUUCUCAAGCAUUACUUGCUGAUUCCGUACAUGCUCUUAGCGAUUUGGUAUCUGAUUUUUUAACACUGUUUUCUGUCCAAUAUGCGUCUCGUAAACCAACUUCGGAGUACCCAUAUGGCUAUGGUAAAGUGGAAACUGUGGGAUCUUUGGCAGUAUCCACAAUCUUAGCAAUGGCUGGUAUAUCUAUCGGUUGGUCGUCGUUAUGCGCUAUUGUGGGGCCUGUCAUUCCUCAUGCCAUUCUAGAAUCGAUGGCCGGUUUAAUUGGUGAAACGCAUUCCCAUUCUCAGUCGCUAACACAACAGGCAACUAAUGUAAAUGCUGUAUGGAUAGCAGCGGGUUCUAUCUUGGUUAAAGAAUGGGUUUUUCAGGCAACAAAGAAAGUUGCAAUCCAAACAAAUUCUAAUGUACUAAUGGCAAACGCCUGGCAUCAUCGUGUUGACUCCUUGACAUCGUUGGUAGCGUUGGUCGCUAUCACAUCUAGUUAUUUUUUCAACAUUCAAUCCUUAGAUAAUUUAGGUGGGCUUGUAGUGUCAGGUUUGAUCAUAAAAACAGGUGGACAAGGUAUCUUAUCCUCACUGAAGGAGUUAGUUGACCAAUCUAUACCACCUACUGAUCCGCGUUAUCUAGAAAUCGAAUCUGUCAUAAAAGACAGCAUUGGCAGUUUGAAAACAGACUUAGAUCUCAAACAGUCGUUACAUGUUAGAGACCUUACUAUAUUAGCUUCCGGUCCUAAUCUUCGUGCCACCACAACUUUGGAAGUGCCAGUAUUACAUUCAGGUCAGGAAGUUGGGAUAAGAUUUUUGGAAAACGCUAUUUCGACUAUAAGAGAGGAUUUACGUAUGAAGGUGCCAAACGUGGGGAAGGUGGACGUCGAGUUUGUUGAUGUAACCUCUGACUCUAAAGGUGAUUUGGAGCACUCUCAUGACACUAAAUCAACAAAUCAUACUCAUACUCAUUCUGAUUCUGCCGAUACUCACACCCAUAAACAUUAG
Saccharomyces cerevisiae S288C is the source of this 1455-nucleotide messenger RNA. RefSeq names its product Mmt2p (gene MMT2). The record is from RefSeq and is marked reviewed. Gene Ontology annotation, biological process: transmembrane transport; intracellular iron ion homeostasis; monoatomic cation transmembrane transport. The transcript has a single exon. Gene Ontology annotation, cellular component: mitochondrial membrane; membrane; mitochondrion. Bases 1 to 1455 code for a protein of 484 amino acids. Gene Ontology annotation, molecular function: monoatomic cation transmembrane transporter activity. Lineage: Eukaryota; Fungi; Ascomycota; Saccharomycetes; Saccharomycetales; Saccharomycetaceae.